UCGCGCUACCCACGGACAGGCAGAUUCAAGAAAUGAGAUACGACGAAGAGGUGGUACGAACGGUUUCAGAAAACGGACAGAAAAUUCAAGGAAAGGACUGCCUUCAGGACCACACCGCGGCAAGAUGUUGCCGCCCCGUUGAACGAUCGUCUUUUUAUUAAGCAAUAAACACAAAGUAAAAAUGUUACCCACGAAUUCAAGGAAAAAAAAAUUGUGCAUCCGCAAGUUGAAAUCUCAAAUUGUUGUCGUUGCCAAAUAAGUCAGUGCACAACGCAAUCCUGUGGUCCCGGAAUAUGGCUUCGUCCACGAAGAGAUCAUGGAAACUCCAGGAUUUUGUUGCCCACUCAGCCAAUGUCAAUUGUCUAGCAUUAGGCCACAAAUCUGGACGUGUUUUGGUCACUGGUGGUGAUGAUAAGAAGGUGAAUCUAUGGGCAGUUGGGAAGCAGAAUUGUAUUAUGAGCCUGAGCGGUCACACCACACCAAUAGAAUGUGUAAGAUUUGGGCAAACAGAAGAUUUAGUAUGCGCUGGUUCACAGACAGGGGCAUUGAAAAUUUGGGAUUUGGAACAUGCCAAAUUAGCUCGUACAUUAACAGGGCACAAAGCUGGUAUAAGGUGCAUGGAUUUUCAUCCUUAUGGAGAACUAUUGGCAUCGGGAAGUUUAGAUACUGCUAUCAAACUUUGGGACAUUAGAAGAAAAGGAUGUAUAUUUACAUAUAAAGGGCACAACAGGAUGGUGAACAGUUUAAAAUUUAGUCCUGAUGGCCAAUGGAUUGCUAGUGCAGGAGAGGAAGGAAUGGUUAAGCUGUGGGACUUAAGGGCUGGCAGACAACUUAGAGAAUUCUCCGAACACAGAGGACCAGCGACGACAGUAGAAUUUCAUCCCCAUGAAUUCCUGUUAGCUAGUGGUAGCGCGGAUAGAACAGUUCAUUUUUGGGACUUGGAAUCAUUUCAACUUGUAUCUUCCACAGAACAAAGUCACUCCUCAGCAAUUAGGUGUCUAUAUUUCAGUCAAGGUGGAGAAUGUCUCUUUGCUGGUUGCCAUGAUGUGUUAAAGGUCUAUGGCUGGGAACCAGGUAGAACAUUAGAUUCUGUUCCAACUGGUUGGGGAAAAGUACAUGAUAUAGCUAUAGCCCAGAAGCAACUGAUCGGUGCAAGUUUUCACACUGCAAAUAUCGUCCUGUACGUAUGCGAUUUAAACAAAAUUGCUCCAUUGGGAGGAGUGUCAGCAUCCGGUUCCCCAUUUAGUCACGGGAAUUCGCUAAGGAAAAGCUUCUCUAGAGAAAGACCACCGGGAUUGAAGAAACAUACAGUAGAUGUGCGAACUAUAGAAGAGGCGGAUAAGUCUGGAACUGAUCCAGAGGAUGAAGCAUCUUUCACCGAUACACCCAACGUUACCGAAUACGAUGAAGUUUUCCAACCAAACAGAGCGCUGUCUCGCACUCCACCCCCAGAACCUGAGGCUUUCGAGGAGCCUCAAGAUAUAGAUCCCACACAGCCACAGAUAUUACAAAAUCUUUCUACCUCAAUGUCGAACAUAAGCGUGAUGGAUUCAGAGGAGGUACCUCCAAUGCUAUCGCCGUCGUCUCCGCCUCCACCUGCGCCAACGUUAUCAUUAACGAAACCCGUACCAGUACGUGUUCAACCGAUAAAAUCAUCUCCACCCGUUCAAAGGAACGCGAUCACCUCGACGAGUCAAAUAAAAGCGAAUCUUCAAACGAACAACGGCCUUGGCAGAACGUCGAAAACCCUCGCGUCUAUACCUCCUCUGAGACAGAGCAUCACGCCUUUUCCUGGAAAGAAAACUACUACAACCAGUGACAUUGGAACACUUCCACCACCUUUGGGCCCACAGAGAUCAAAUUCUACACUGACGCCACGCGUGGCACCAAUGGCUGCUGUUCUUCCAGUAAUGGACGAUGGUAAAAUAAAGAAUAGAGUACCUAGCCCGGAUUCUCCUAAGCACUAUUUGAAAAGACAGAGUAGUUGUAGAGACGGAGAACAGGGUUACGAAAGCGAUUAUCCGGUACAAAUUAAUAAUAUAAGGCACAGUCCCUCUGACCCAGCGUUGAACAGGCCAAACUCUGCGCAAUCUAGGUCGACAUCUCUGAACAGAAACUUUCCUACCUCAACGCCGCGUAACGCGACCACAGCUACCACGUUCGUCACAAAGAAAUCAAACAAAGCUCAAGUGGCCCCGAAUCCUAAGGUAGAAAUCCGUACGCCUCAAUUGAGGCCAAGCAUCGAGACCACAGAGAAAGAAGAAUUUGUCCCUAUAAAUACCGACAAGCCCUAUGGUUUAGACGUCGAGGCUUUUCUACCGAAUCAUUUCGCAAGAUCAGCGGGUUUCGGUUACCCACAAAUGGGAGUCCUCAAUGAAAUGUCAGAAGCUGAGGUACUCAACAGUAUGAUGAGGGGUCACGAGCCAAUGAUGGCUGUCCUUACGAGUCGUCAUCGUUCCUUACAAAUCAUCUACUCUCUCUGGCACAAUAAAGACCAUAAGGCCGCGGUUGAAUCGGCUGUGGCAAUGAACGAUCUUGCAGUUAUCGUUGAUCUGUUGGGAAUAUUGACCUUAAAACCAGCAAUGUGGAACUUGGAUCUGUGUAACGCGUUGCUUACACCAAUCGGGGAGCUACUUCAAAGUAAAUACGAAAUGUACAUAACGGCGGGCUCAUCGGCGUUGAGACUGAUCCUGCGAAAUUUCGCCUCGGUGAUUAAAUCAAACGUGGAGGCGCCGCUUCACACGAUCGGCGUGGACGUGUCGCGAGAGGAACGCUAUCACAAGUGUCUGUCCUGCUACGAGAAGCUCUCCAGCAUUAGGAACAUCCUGCUGAAGAAACAGUCGACCUCCGGUAAAUUAGGAGCCUCUUAUCGGGAGCUGGCCGUUUUGAUACGAAGCCUCGAGUGACCACGGUUGAAACGUUUCGAGAAUUCGACCAGCGGUUUGGUCGUUACCUGACAAAAAUUCGAGGCAGUUCAAGAUAGAAGCGGAUGGUCGUCGACCAGGAGGGAACAUCGUGCUUUCGAAUUGCUUCAUCCUGUUAGACGGAAUAACGGAUCGUCUCGUCGAGGAUGGUCCCUCCUACCUUCUUCCCUCGUCUCGUUUCGUCCAUUGGUCUACGAUCGUCGGUAUAAGAAGCGUGAAACUAAAGUAACCCGAUGAGAACGACCCGUGGAGAGAGAUAUUUUAGGAGUGUAACUCGAGGUGUUGACGAUACAAAGUCGUUCGGCUAUCGACCGAUUUUUAACUGUACAUAUAUACAUAUACGUAAUGCCUUCGUUGUUCAAGCGUUUGCACUCCUAAAUAAGCUGGUUGAAUGAUAAUAGCGAAUGUAAUUAACAUUUCUCGCAUGGACUCGAUGCAAGACCUUGUCGCGAGUGUUGGCCCGCCCUGUAUUCACCGGGGUGGAGAUACCGUGUUCCCGAGGGAACGGAUAAAUUUCUGAGAGAAAAGUUUCGUCGAUCGAGACGCUGAUCAGGCACAGUAAAUAUUGUAAAGUAUCGUAUAUAUUUAUAUAAUAUAUUGCCUUAUAUUAUAUAUACACGAAUAGAAGCACGUGCAUCGGUGCUCAGAAGAUUUGGGACACUUGAUGAAUUUUAUAUAAAAUUGAGGAAAAUUUUAUAACAAUUAAUAAUGAUUGUAGUUCACAUUUCGAAGUAGCAGGCAUACAAUGAAAAUUUAAGAAAUUACAAAUAUAUAAACAUAGAAAAUUAUUUUAUUUAACGGUUUUCUAAGUGUUCCAAGAAUUUUGAGCGGUGAUGCAUGCCGGAAGUGAAUGUUUUUUACCAAAGUUCGCGACGAAAUUUUUCUUCUAAAACGAAACACUUCUCGCGUUCGCGGGAAAGAUAUGAAACCGGUGGCUUUUUCGACGGCCUUCUUGCCAAUCCCGCGUAAUUAUAACACGGCGAUGACGAAGCGUGUUAAUUAAGAAGUAUUAGGUAGUAACACACUUUUUCUAGACUUAUUACGGAAAGAUGAGAAAUAACAAAUUGUAUUUUUGCAACAGCCAUUUGCGUCCGUUCAUUAAUAAAAAAAGUUAAAAGAAAGGGUAAAAAAGAAAAACGACAAAAAUAAUGGUACUCUAAGGUAUGUUUUGCUAAAAUCCCUAAAUAUCGCACGAAGGCGAAGAUUUUCGAGAGCCGAGAACAGGAAGACUGGUUUUUUUGAUGCUCGGAUUAUUUUGGAAACGGAGACGAGGAGAAUGUCCGUUCACGCGGUACCGCGUGCGAUAACCAUAACGUUUAAACAUUGCGGCACACGGUGACCAACCUGAGGUUAAAUUUUGUCCAAAAGCGUUUUUCAUGGGAUAGGUAGAAGGUUUUUUGAUCAGAUCCAAGGAUCAUUUAGAAAUUUCCUUGUUCGAGUGCAGGACGAAUCGAUCGUUCCACGCGCACAACGUUUCUCGCUCCCCUCGUCGGAUUCUCGUCUCCUUUUCGCGCAAUGUUGGCUGAUAUUUUUUCCCUCCCUUUCCGUCUUUAUUCUUCCGAAUUACAAGAGAUUUCAUAGUCGAUAAAACCCCCAUAAAUUGCAAUUUAAUCGAACAAAGUCUUACGAUAGUGGAUGUACGAAUGAAUGUGUCGUUGUCGUUUGACUCUAAACUUUGGAAAUUUUCUUUGAGCCGGGUCUUUGAUGCUUCGAUGAUCAUUGUAUGCGAACGUUUUUUUUUUUUUUUUUCGUGCAUCUCUGAAGCCUUUUUCGUGUUCCAAUGACAAUUUUUCGGGAUCAGAGGAAAGAUGGGCUGCCGUAAGAUUAAGCGAAACACGGUUUUCUCGAACUUGCGUUUUAGAUUAAGCGGAAUCGAGUGGAUGCAUUUAAUCAGCGGUUGUUUUUAAUCGUUCGACCAUCGAGUAUUUUUCGAAACAGUAUUUUUUUAGAAACCGCGACGAAAUUGAUGGGGCUCUGUCCAUUUUCAAAACAUUCAUCGAAUCUAUUUGAAAGAUAAACGGAACUCUAAAAUGUAUACUUUUGUAAGGAAAAGAGAUGAAUUUUAUCAACAAUAUGUUUUUAUACCAUGCGAUCAAGUAAAUUGCCUUUACAGUGAAACAAAAGAAUAUUUUUUGUAGACUCCAAGAAUCCUGUUGCGUUUGCCAGUCUCUUUAUCUACUGGAAGAAAAAAAGAAGUAGAUCAAAAUUUUGAUAAAGAUAGUUAAGUUUGCUCUUCGAUCCCGCUGAAUUCUCGAUGGAAGAGGGGACAUUUUAUUUGACACGUUCGCUACCUAUCAUUUUCACAAAGUUUCAUUUCAUAGCUCAUCGUAGAAUAUAAAAGAUAGUAUAACGAAGUGCAUGGCCUGACAAGUAUCGUCGAUUAUUUAAAUGACAGCGCUGGUAGUGAACGAGUUAACAAAUGAGAAAAAAUUGAGAGAAAAAUACAUAAGAGCACGAGGAGACUCGUCGUCGGUUCCGUCCAACGUAUUUUUGUAAGGGAGAGAAAGUGCGAGAGAGCCGCGAGAGUGAGUGUGACUAUACAGAGUGUCUCAAAAAAAUGCGCCAUUAAAAGUAUAGAUUCUCCGUAAGAAAACAAAUCGAAAAGCCCUUUACCGUUUUUCGAUAGGAUGCUUCGUUUUCGAGGUAUAAACGAUUAAAGACUGGAUACUCCACUUCCGGGGUGCCCUGAACCGGAAAUCGACUACUCGAUCUUUAAUCGUUGAUAUCUCGAAAACGAAGCAUCCUAUCGAAAAACGGUAAAGGGCUUUUCGAUUUGUUUUUUUACGAAGAAUUUAAUUUUCAUGGUGUUUUAAAAUAUCCUGUAUAAUAUUCCUUUUAAUCAUCCACUUUUGGAUGCGUCUCUGACACAUUAGCUGCGACCCGAAUGGAUUUUUAUACGGCAGUGCGAUUUUUCAAAUGUUUUUUUACAUAUCAUUGUGAAUUUGUAAAGGAAUUCUUCCCAAGAAGAGACCGUGUAAGGUUGAUUUUUCUACUGUUUUUUAAAAUUAAAGUAUAAUCGCGGCGAUAUAAAAUUAACUUUAUAUCAAAAUUCGAAAGAAAGGUUUCCUUUCUUUUCUUUUUAUUCAAAACUUAGAACUUUACUAUAAAGUUCCUUUGAUUGCAAUUACAAUUGACUUGUAAUUGAUCGUAUCCAAGAAGAAGAUACACUUUCGCAGCUAAGGUGUUGAACAAAGUUCAACUGAAAAAUCGAUAAAACGAUCCAAUUUCCCGCGAUCGUUCGAUUUUUAAUCUGUACAUAUAUACGUAUAACGCCUUCAUUGUUUAAGCCUUUGCACUCUUAACGAACAAAUACUACGAGCUGCCUGCGCUCAAUUAAUUGUAACACAUCACAAUAUCGUAGAGCUUUACGAUCGUAAUUAGAAGUGAAGUCGUAUUUAAUGUAAUUUCUUUAUUAUUUUUUAAUGGUACUUUUUCAUUUUCUUCAACAAAUUAAUUUAUCUAUUGUUGUUAGAUAAAUAAAGAAUUAUCUUAAGUUGUUGCAUAUCGAGUGGUUGAUUUUGUAAUAUACAAAGUUUAAUAGCAGUUUUAUGACAAAUGAGAAAGUACCUAAUUAAUUUUAUUAUUUCAUCGUGCCAGUUUAUCUCUUAGAAUCUUUUUUGUUUUCCUGUAUGUUUUUUUUUUAAUUUUCUUUUUUUAACCCCUCAACGCUGGGCAAUAAACAAAUUAGUACAUUUAGAGUUUUUUUGCAAUUACUGUUCUGCUUUUACUUUUCCCAUGAAAUUAACAAAAAUUAAAAUUAUCCUAGCGUCAAGGGGUUCACUGACGAAAAAACACAAUUAUCAUCGACUAACGAUAAUAAUUACUCUAAUGUUAAUUGAAAUAAACAUUAUGCAUACACAA
Molecule: messenger RNA, 6785 nt
Organism: Osmia lignaria (orchard mason bee)
Lineage: Eukaryota; Metazoa; Arthropoda; Insecta; Hymenoptera; Megachilidae
Gene: kat80
Product: katanin p80
Biological process (GO): microtubule severing; microtubule depolymerization
Cellular component (GO): katanin complex
Molecular function (GO): microtubule binding
Source: RefSeq, a predicted model, not a curated record